AUCAGCAGAAGUUCUCAGCAAUCUACAGCUGCUGGUGAGGUCAAGCUGCCAGAGCUAAGAGAAUUUUGCAUGGAACCAGUGGUCAACCAACCUUGGGUAAAGCAGCAAACCAUGAAGGACAAUGCUGGGGGCUCCAGGGAGCCGAAAAUAGAGGAAGAAAUUCAACGAGGACGGAACUUGCCCAAGAGAGAGACUUCCUCAACAGCGCUGGGCACCUGUGCCUCCCUGCCUCCCCUGAUGGUGCAGGAGAGCCUGUACCACCCAGUGGUGGAGAGCAGCUUCACCUUCCAGGAGUUCUUUAGCCUUAAGAACCCAGAGUUACCACCAGUGCCACCAACAGAAGCAGCUCCACCAGCUGCUGCCAGAGAUCCUGAAUUGAAGGACAUGAAAGAUGCAGUACAGGAGAGCAGCCAGGCAAAUGCAGCAGUGAUGGAACCAGUACUGCCAUCGAUAACAGGAGAGCCGUUAGUUGCACCUAAACUGACAGACCCUAAGCAGCAGGACAACAAAGCAGAUGCAGCAGUGACUGAUGAUACUGUACCUGUGACGCUAACAGCAUUUGAUCAACCCAUUGAUGCCUGUGAACUCACACUGAAGGACCCUGUUCAACCCUGCAACGACGUACUUACAGUUUUUGCUGAAACUCUACCUCUGUCACUUAGAGUAUCUGAUGAGCCCAUUGGUGCUAGCAAAUCCAAAAUAAAGGACCCAGAGGAUAUAAAGGACCAUGUUCAGAAGAGCAACGAUUUAGAUGCAAUGCAGACUGAGUCUCUACCUCUAUCAGUAGCAGUAUCUAGUCAUCUUGUUGAUGCCAAUGAAGUCAAUCUGAAGGGCACAAAAGAUUCUGACCAGCAGAGUAACAAAGCCAAUGCAGUGGUGGCUGAAACUGCACCUGUCUCAGUAGCAGUGUCUGAUCAACCUGCUAAUGCCAGUGCAUCUAAUUUGAGGGACCUUAAAGACCCUGUCCAAGAGAGCAAGAAUCCAGAUGCAGCCGUAUCUCUGUCCCUAAUAGCGGAUGCCGGUGAACCUGAACCGAAGGAUUUGAAGGACCCUUUUCAGCAAUGUAAUCAAGAGGAUUUAGUCAUAGAAACUCUUCCACUAUCAGUUCCUGAUCAGCUAUGUGAUACCAAUGAAUCUGAACUGAAGGGCUUGAAACGUUCUGUUGAGCAGACCAAUACCAAUGCUGUACUGGUUGAACUAUCAAUACUACCACCCUUGGUGCCUGAUCCAGCAUCUGUUUCCAGCAAACCUGAACUGAAUGACUUCAAGCACAACAUCCAACAGAGCAGCCAGGAAGAAGCAGUGGUGGCAGAACCUAUCCAAGAGUUAAAAAGAGUGGUUGAUCCAGCAGCCAGUUGCAGCAUUCUUGGACUGGAGGACCAUGAGCACUUUGUCCAGCAGAGAAGCCAAGCAGAAGGAGUUGAGCCUGAAGUUGAUGAGGUGAGGGAUGAAACUGAAAGGGAUUCAGCUGUCAUGGAGCACAUAGAUGCCAAGGAAGUAACACUGUUGUCUGAUGAAAGAGCCACAUUUGACCCUAAAAACAAAGUUGCCUCAGACACUUUGUCUAACGAAAAAUGGAAGAAAAAUAGUGACAUUGGCCUCAUGCCAACAGCUGACCAAAUAGAGUCUGAGAAAGAGGCUAUUCAGAGGCCAGAGGUCAAGGAUACUGGAGAUUCUAAGGAGGCAACAAAAACAGGUGGCUGGGAUUUGAAUAGAGAGACUGUGUCAGCUGCUAAAGAGGAGCACACCAGAAUAAUCAAAGGGGAUUCACCAGGAUUAGUGGACAAAGACCAGUCCGAGAAAAUGAGCACGUCCAUCUUACUGGCGCUGUGUGAUGCUUCACCUAAGUCAGACUUGAUUGAGCUAGAAAAAAAUAAAUCUUUUACAACAUCGCCUGCCAGUCCUCAGAUCGCUGAUGAUGAUUUACACAGAGAAACUUCAACAGGAGCCAGCACUGAGCUGACCUCUCCGACCUUCAGAGAUGAAAGUGCAGGUGCAAAACAUUCUGGGGAACAUGGAGUAAUUAUUUCUGAAAACCCACCAAUCAAACUACACAACCUCGUUGAUAACGUCAGGACUGCUUGUGAUGUGACCACUGCUGAUGUCCCUACUGAUUCAAAGAUGGAGGUUUCUGUUUUAAUGCAGAGUGAAUUCUGUAUCGCAUCCCCUGUUACGGCUAAAAGCGAAACCCCAGCUUCAUCAAGUCUUACCACUCUAGGUCCGCUACUCUGUCCUCAGGACCUUCUGAGUGACUGUGAGCUAACAUCAUUACACAUGGACACAGUGCACCAGGAGAAGACACAUGAAGCUGUGGCUUGUUCUUCGAAUGUGGAAAAUGGAAAAGAGGAAAUACCUCCUACAUCUCCCCAGGAGGCCUCUAGUCUUCACCACACCAAUCUAUCUGCCUUUCUCUCUCCCUCGCAUAAUGGAACAUCAAAUGAUGGUAGAAACAAAGGUGAGCAUGCUGAUUCAUUCUCUACAGAGUCAUACUUAGUCACUCCGCCUCUCGCAGACCAACCUGACAGAGCUACUGUCAGACGAGAUCAGGUUAGACAGGAAGUCACCAUCUCUGCUGCAGUAUUGAGUGGCUCAGAGAGGGAUGAAUUGGGGAAGGAGAAGCAGGCAGAGCAGAUUAACAGCACAAAGGCCUCAGUCCCACAAACAUCUCAGGGUGGGAUUUCUUCUAAAACUGAACCUGAACUUCCUGUGCCAAAGAAAGAGAAAGGGGGGGUUGAAGUAAAACUUUUCAGCACUAGUGUUGUUGAAAGCAAAUCUGUGAGCAAACCUGUCUGUGAAGAUGUGGGACUGGAAGUCACUGGGGUAUUAGACAAGCGGUCAGACCCUAAUCUUAUACAUUCAUCUAAGAGCAACGCACUCACUAUAAACCCUCUUUCCAGUGUGCUCACCACUGAACCUUUGAGUGUGGAGCCCAUCACUGAACCAGAUUUAACAACUGAUUCCAUCAGAACUGCACUGGAUAAAAACACUGGUUCUCCUCAAACUAAACCUGAGCUGGAACCUAAAACCCCUGCAGCUACUAUACCUCUGUCCUCUGGACCUGAAAUUUUACCUCUUAACCCUAUAACUCUCUCCAAAGCAGGACUUUUCUCUGCUCGGCUGGACCACAUUCCUGACCCUCCUGUGUUGAAACCCUCUGAGACUAGCCAAGAUGUAGAGGCUGAUGUCCUCUCCACUCAUCCUGAGUCCCUCAGUGCUGAAAAAGACUUGCUGAUUGAAACCCAUGGUGCUGGAGAUGUUAUGUGCAAACCCCUUUCAGCUCAGGCACAGAGUGCUGAGCUUCUUAAUGCUCCUGACCUUAACGUAGGACAUAUCAGUACCAAAGGUGAGCCAGGUGGAGAUGAGCCCCCUAAAUCAGCCAUUGAUAUUAAGCCAGAAGUCCCCUACAGCUCAGCUCCCAGUAUACUUUUAGAGAAGAAAACAGAAAAAGACAGCCAGCUUGAAAUUCAGGAGACGCAAAGAGAAUUAUGUGCUGAGGAGGAAAAAGAAGCAGCAGCAGCAGCACACACUCACAGAGAAUUUGGAGAAAUACACACACAGGAAAAAUAUGAAGACAGGUCUGAUCCCAGAUUAGCCCCUGCUGGUGUGGGGCUGUCUGACAGCAUAGCAAGUCAAAAUGAAGGAUUAAGUGGGGACUUGCAUAUGUCUUUGGAUCAGGACUGUUCCUCUGGAACGAUUUGCAUGGAUUAUUCUCAGAGUCAAAGCACAACUCUACCUCCAUGUCUGCUGCAGCAGCUGGGAUCUAGCAAACAGAGAGAGGGGACGUUCAACAAUGACCCAGGGAAAUGCAACCAAGGUGAAGAGCCAGGUGCUUCAACUUUACAAGAACGUGUGGACCCAAGACAGGACAUAACAGUGGUGAUCUCCAAUUAUAAACUCCAAGAGGGGAGUUCACAAGACAAAGCUGAACCUCUGCCAGAUGUUAAUACAAUACCUGUAACAGUCUCUGGUCUGGUUCUAGGUGAAGUUGUUGGCAAUGCUGAAGGGGCAUGCAACAGGUACCCAUCAGAUAUGCUCUCCUUCAGCUCUGGUGUUAGGGCACAGACACUGAAUGGGGUAAGAGAAAGUAUGGGGUCAGGUACCAUUCCAUCUGUUUCAGCCACAGACAAGUUAGCAGUGAAUGAGAUUGAGGAAAAGGGUCAAGGAACAGUAACAGAAGACUCUGAGGAAAUAACUUUGACACUUGAAGGAAACGCAGCUCCCACUGUCCAUAUGUCUCCUCUGAGUUGCAUCAAAGGUCAAGAAUGCAGUAUUUUUGAGUCCCAGGAAGAAGCCUGCACCUUGGAGGAGGCAAUGGAGACUCCACUCGAAGAUUUCAUGGUCCCUUCUGGACAAGCUAGAGAUUCACUGACCUUAUCUGAUCAUUUAAUUCUGAAAAAUGCAAGUGUCACCCCAUAUGCUGAUAUUGAUGGUGGAGAUCAGGAAUGCCUGAAACCCCACACAGACCUGAAGAAACAACCUGGGGCUACAGCUGCUGCCUUGCAGUUACCAGAGUGCUCCACAUGGCCUCUGACCAUGAGUGAGUUCUCUGUUGACUGUGGUCAUCCUAGCAAAGAUGAAGAGGUUAUCUCCUCGCCUGUAGGAGUCAGCGGGCUGUAUGUGGAAGGCGACCAUGCAGACAAUACCACCGAACCAGGGCAGAGCGCAGUGCAACCCCUAUUCAUGGAGGGACAGUUGCACACUCAUAAUGACAGUCUUGCAGAGAAUAAUGAAACAGUUCUGAACUCAACCAGGCAAGGGGUUCAAGAAGUAGAGAUAAGUGAUCCUGGUCCUUGGUCGUGUCACAGGGAUCUUGGCAGCCCCACAAAGCUCCACAGCAAGGAAGGUGACAGCAUGAAGAAAGAAGCAAAGCUUGUGUUGCCAGCCGAAGCUGGAAAGACCUUUUCCCUUGACAGCCAUGAGCUCCAAGAAUGCCCUGUCAGCAGUGAGGCACAGCAAGAGACAUGCCAUGCUUCUGGAGGAAAAGAGGUCCUGUCCUCAGCUCCUUGGGCAGAAGGAGGAAAGGGAGAACAGCUAGAGAACAGGUCACCUGAUGGGACUUGGGAAGAGAGGGACUCCCCCGAGGCUCCAUCUGGGCUGUCGGUUGGGGCUCCGCCCCCAGCUGAAACACUGACAUCAUCGAGGGAACAAGGUCCACCACCCACAAAUGUCUCCCAGAAAGAGCCUGUCCCAGGGAGUCCUGGGUUUCCUGUCCACUGGCAGGGCUCUGGCUCUCUCACUGCAGACUGCAGCAGCGCUUGUCUCGCCCUACACUCCAAGGCAGGGUUAGUCCAUGGAAGUGGGAGCUUUGAACGGGUCUUAGAGGCCAGCUCACUCCCUGAAACUGAAGGAUCCAAAGGGAACCUAGAGGCAGCACCAGAGCAGGGAAGAGAUGCAUCUGGAUACUCAGUCACUGAAGUGACCGAUAAUAGCAGACACGCGGACAGAAUCCAGCAAACGGAAGUGACCUCUGAGGACACAGGCUGUCUGGUAGAGUCCCUGAGACAUGCAGCAGCUUUAGCCCAAAAUGAACUACCACAUGAACACAUUAAGGAAUUCUCCCAUCUCAGCCCCAUCCAGCUAGCGGCUUCACCCACAGCUGAUCUAGAAUUCAGUACACCCAGUGAAGAGAAAGCAACCCCCCUUGGAAAGGAGGAGGAACGACCAGUUUCCAGGUGCUCUCUGAUUGGCCAGUCUGAAGCGGGAGAUCCCACCCCUGACUUGCCAGACCCCCUUGAGAAGCAGUCCCUUCAGCCACCCCUGCCUGCCUACCUUCUUCAGGACGGCGUCGAUUUCCCCACCCCUCCUCCCACCCCCCCGGAGAGGUGCUCCAGCUCCCCUCCAUCUAGCGGACCCCCGGAGCCACGGACCCCUUCGCCUGCUUUCCCCGCUCCUGAUCUACCCCCUACUCUUUGUGUAGACGUCCCAGAAGCUCAUCCCUCGCUACCCCCAACCAGGAGCUCAGACUCAGAUGGUGCGUUCGAGACCCCUGAAUCGACCACACCGGUGAAGGCUGCGCCCCCUCCGCUGCCUCCCCCAGAGCCGGACGCACAGUCACUGCAGCUACCGUCCGAAGACACGGGUUUCUGUUCGGACUCUGCCUCAGUAACAGAUGUUCCGCUGACCGAACCAGUCCCAGAAUCACCAUCCUUCUCUCCUCCCUGCCGCUCCAACUCUACCGUUUUUGACGAAGACAAGCCCAUUGCCAGCAGCGGUACCUACAACCUUGACUUACUCGCCGCGGAGCCCUUCCCUGACACAGCAUUAAGCCCCGGCUCCAAAGCAGACGACAGCGGUUGCAGACGCCGCUCUACUGACUCCCUGCCCCAGGGCCGCUGCCCCCUGACACGAUCCCUCAGCCUCCAGGCAGGGGAGUUAGACGGGCCAGACGAGGGCUCCGUUGAGGGGGUCCCUGGAAAGCUGCCGGCUGAGGUAUUCAGCAUUGGCACAGAGAGCGCGCCGGGGACACUACGCAAGACGAGGAAGCCCCGGCCAGCAUCGCUGAAAAAGAAGCCCCUCUCCAGGCAGAGCUCCAGCACUGAGGCUGAAAAGAAAGCUAAGCCCAGGCCAGAGAGCCCACCUCAAGCCAGGGAGGAAGAGGAGGAGCAGGAGGGUGCCUCUACUGUGACCAGCCCAGGGGGAACCUUGAGGAAGGACAAAACCAAGACUAAAUUCGGAAGCCCAGCUUCUAGUCCCAAGGAAGCAGAGCAGCCAACCCCAGCAUCCCCUGUUCACCCUCCUGCUCCUGUCUCACCCCCUGUCCCUGAUGAGGAGUCCCCCAUACCCCCGAAGGCGUCCUAUAACUGGGACCCAGACAAUUUUGAGGGAAUAGACCCGUUCCGUACAGGAGGCAGCAAAGUGCCCAACUCCCCAGUGCUGUGUAGAAAAGGGACAUCCUUCACAUCAGCUGCAGAUCCCCCUGACCCCCCUGAGGAACCAGCACCCCCUGCUCUCCCUUCACCCCCUGUGCCAGCUGCCGUGAUCCCGCACGAGGAGCAGCCCCUCAACAAGCGUCAGUCUGUUCGGCUGGAGUUUGACUACUCUGAGGAAGGCGGAGAGGGGGGCCGAGAGACCACACCGCCACCCAAACGGCUGGGUAAGAAGCCUGGAGCAAAGAUGCCCCUCCGCAAGCCCAAGCCGGGGGUCCGAAAACCCCCACCUCCAGACGAGCCGCUCGACAACGCCUCCACCGCAGUCCAGCCUUCCGAAAAUAAUGAUGAUAUCCUGAUUCCCAAAGCCACCUACGGCUUUGACCCCAGCAAGUGGGAGGACCCCAACUUCAACCCAUUUUCCUCCAAAAGUGGGAUCCCCAACUCACCACGGCUCCCACGGACGGGUUACAACUUUGAUCCGGACUCAUUUGAUGACUCUAUCGAUCCCUUCAAGACCUCUAACAAGAUGGGGAACUCGCCUCCAAAGUCAUCCACCACCUCAUUUGAGGUGUCUGCUGAUGACAAUGACAAUGACAGCAUCAGGGACCUAGAAGAUCUAAACCAGAACAAACCAGCCAAAAAGAAGAAGACGCCGUUGAAGUCGAUGUUCGGCGAUUCAACGUCUCUUUGUUGUCUGUUUAAUACAUUCAGGGUGAAGAAGUCCCCAAAGAGGUCUUCAAUGUCCGAGACGUCAUCGCAGGAGCAAACCCCCCUUUCCACUCCUGAUACGCCCCCCGUUAUGCCACAGGACGAACACGCCACCGACGAGGAGAAGCUUGCCUCCUCCAGCAAUCAGAAGUGGGCUGCUCUGCAAGGUGUGGAGACAGAGCUGACCUCUCACCCCCAGGACUACCCCCAGCCCUCCGACCUUACGGCCUUUGUCAAUGAGAACAGCCUGGGCUCACAGAUGCACGUGCAAGACUAUGAGAUUGAGUACAUGGAGAAGAUUGGAUCUUCUUCCCCUCCGCUGUCUGUAAAGAAACCGUCUCUUUACCUCAAGUUGGACUCUGUGACAGACAGCCCUGCCAAGAGCUCCUGCACGCGGGAUUCUGAGCCCAGCUCCCCCUGCACUGGCAGUUUCGAGGAGAUGGAGGCCCAGAUCUCCGCUGGUGGGAAGUCACCGGUGCUGUCCUCCUCCCGUGGGGCCCCGGAGCUGGCAGGAACAGAGAAAAGCCGGAAACGGGAGAACGAGUCGCUGGGCCAUGCCCCUGGCGCUGAGCGAGAUGGAGUGACCCCCUCCCAGGACCCCGAGGACCCCAACAACAGCCUGCUGUUAGACAGACUGGCGGAAUCUGGGGGGCCACUUCACUACAUGGAGCCUGACUUAGCUGAGACCAACCCCACCGCCUUUGCUCAGAAAUUGCAGGAGGAGCUGGUGCUCGCUGCUCUGAGGAUAGAGGCUCUGCAAGUAGCCCAAAAAAUCUCCCAGAGUCCCUCUCUGCCCACUGUAGACCUGGAGCAUCAGAGGGAAGUGAUGUCUCCUGCCGAAAGCACUGUGUCCAAGGGCUCCCUGUACUCGCGCACUGGCUACAGCGAAGGGGAUGCCAGUCCUUACCUGCCCCGUGAUCUGGACCACUCCCUGGGCAUUGCACGUGAGGAGAUUGUUACCAAGGAGAAAGAAGUAGCAGAGUGGCAACGAAAGUACGAGGACAGCAGACAAGAAGUUGUUGAAAUGCGGAGGAUCGUAGCAGAGUAUGAAAAGACGAUCGCUCAGAUGAUCGGCAUGCCUGAGGAUGAGCAGAGGGAGAAGUCGUUGUCCCACCACACCAUCCAGCAGCUGAUCGUGGAGAAGGACCAGGCCCUGGCAGACCUCAACUCCGUGGAGAAAUCCUUGGCCGAUCUCUUCCGCCGCUAUGAGAAGAUGAAGGACGUGCUGGAGGGUUUCCGCAAGAACGAGGAGGUCCUGAAGAAGUGUGCGCAGGAGUACCUGUCCCGGAUCCGCAAGGAGGAGCAGCGGUACCAAGCUCUGAAGAUCCAUGCCGAGGAGAAGCUGGACAAGGCUAAUGCCGACAUUGCGCAGGUGCGAGCCAAGGCCAAGCAGGAGCAGGCAGCCUACCAGGCCAGCCUGCGCAAGGAGCAGAUGAAGGUGGAGUCUCUGGAGCGUACGCUGGAGCAGAAGAACAAAGAGAUAGAGGAACUGACCAAGAUCUGUGAUGAACUCAUAUCCAAGAUGGGGAAGAGCUAGAGGAGCUGCACUGCCACACUCUGCCUCCCCCGUGUCUCCCCCAAGGGGCCACUGGGAGAAGAGGGGAGACGGAGCAGGAGACAGAGAAACGGGUGGAGAAACCCCACCACUGCCUCCUAACACUGCCUGUCUGUAGAGCCUGUGGAUGGAAGGACAGAUGGCAGAGUCGUUCACCACGUUUCACCAGUCCCUCACACUACUGUAUUUCCUUUGUGGCCAGAUCGGUACCUCCUGUGUUGGAGCUUCUAGAUAAUGGGAGGUCCGUAGCUAUUUUGUGCUUUGUGCUGUUUUAAUAUACAUAAAUAUAUCAAGUUUCCUGUAUCAGGGGUCUUGUGAAAGAGCAGAAAAUGAACUCUCAAUGUCAGCGGAGAGAACACGGGAGACGGAAAGCGAACGGCGAUGAGGUCGAUCAUCCGACAUUGUUUCACCAUAAAAAAAAAAAAACACGUGGAAACCA
This is a messenger RNA of Scleropages formosus (Asian bonytongue), 9571 nucleotides long. It is a transcript of the gene tacc2, whose product is annotated as transforming, acidic coiled-coil containing protein 2. The transcript is spliced from 21 exons. Gene Ontology annotation, cellular component: cytoplasm. The record is from RefSeq and is a predicted model, not a curated record. Lineage: Eukaryota; Metazoa; Chordata; Actinopteri; Osteoglossiformes; Osteoglossidae. Gene Ontology annotation, biological process: mitotic spindle organization; cerebral cortex development; nuclear migration. Bases 70 to 9114 code for a protein of 3014 amino acids.